UUGGUUGGGUGGGUGGGUUUCUUGGAUGGGGGUAGGGAGGAGGAGAGAAAGGAUUCUUCUGGUGCAGUUGCAUGACCGGAGCGAGUCUCUGAAUGGGUGGCUGGGCUCUGGGAGUGGGAGCAAAGGCUUGCUGGCUGGCUGGCUGGCUGGCUGGCUGUGGUGCUGGGGCGCGUAUCAAGAAAGGAGGGCGGACCAGAAAUAUGGCAGUCAUAAAACACUACGUUGCGGACAGGGGACCAUUGUUAAAAAAGAAAGAAAGCAUGGCAUCUUCUUAGUGUAUGGUUGCUCGUACAUACGUCCAGCAUAUACCAAGGGAAAGGCAUAAAAUGCCGCCCUCGGGUUGUGUUUC
This is a messenger RNA of Thermothielavioides terrestris NRRL 8126, 349 nucleotides long. RefSeq lists its product as uncharacterized. Lineage: Eukaryota; Fungi; Ascomycota; Sordariomycetes; Sordariales; Chaetomiaceae. The coding region runs from base 93 to 275 and encodes 60 amino acids. The record is from RefSeq and is a predicted model, not a curated record. The transcript has a single exon.